Messenger RNA from Fusarium subglutinans, 621 nucleotides. RefSeq names its product catechol O-methyltransferase. The transcript is spliced from 2 exons. The record is from RefSeq and is a predicted model, not a curated record. Bases 1 to 621 code for a protein of 206 amino acids. Gene Ontology annotation, molecular function: O-methyltransferase activity. Lineage: Eukaryota; Fungi; Ascomycota; Sordariomycetes; Hypocreales; Nectriaceae.
AUGCGCAACAAUCCCCUGGUCAUCUGUGAAGCCAUGGACGAAUUUGCCGCUCAACAAGACUUCUUGAUCAACAUUGGCCCCGACAAAGCAGAAAAGAUCGCUGCUCUUAUUGCUGAGACAAAGCCAAGUGUCUUUGUUGAGCUGGGUGGUUAUGUUGGGUACUCAGCACUGUUCUUGGGGAACGCGUUGAGAAACGCGCACAAGGACAGCCAAGACGCUAAUAACGGCAUCUACUGGAGCCUUGAAGCCGAUCCGGUCUUCGCAGGUAUCACUAUGAACCUUGUCGAUCUAGCGGGACUAUCAGAUGUCGUAAAGGUGAUUACGGGAAAAGCUGCUGACUCCCUUAGACGACUGAAGGAAGAAGGGAAAUUGGAAAGUGUGGAUAUGCUGUUUCUGGACCACAUUGAAGAUUUGUAUGUUGCAGAUCUGCAAGUCGCUGAAUCACUUGGAUUACUCAAGAAGGGGAGCUAUAUUGUGGCAGAUAAUGUCCUUCGUCCUGGUGCACCUGAGUACAAACAGUAUGUCAAGGAACAUAAGUCCAUGGAUACUCGAGCGAUUAUGGGUCUGAUUAUCCCUGGGGAGUUCGAGGAUGAGAUUGAGGUGACAGAAUACAAGGGCUAA